AGGGCCCGGUUCCAAGGGGGCGUCAAGACGGCUUAACAGGGCACCGUGACUGCCGACGGUGCCCUUUCCGUAACCAGUUUGGCUCAAGGGGUCAAGUUUUUUCUGACUCGAGCCGUUGAUUGAGUUUUUGGGCAGCUCAAACCUGAGUGUGUUCGGGCUGAGGCUCCGAGGUGAACGGUGCGCGCAGAUGGAGACGGAUCGUGAUCCGCUCAUUCGUGAGGAAGCAUCGGCCACGACGGUGACCAAUUACCAAAACGAAGUUCCGCAUGGCGCUGUUGCCGCUGAUCGCCAUGUCCGCAUCUAUCCUUGCGGCCCUUUUUCUGGAGUGCCCGCACGGCCGAGAGACCGCUGUAUCUCUCAGGUAUACGGCGAAUAUUUCCCAAACGUGGUACCGUUUCCGCAGCUUGCCAGGGACCUCAUCGAGUCUGUUCUGGAUCAGGCAGAAAAACAUUGGAAGACAUGGGCCAUGCUAUGACGUCAGCAGAAGAGUCAGUCAGCCUUCCGUCUGUGGCCUUCCAGUUCUUCGAGUACGCCAGCUUCCCAAACCAAGAGCAGGGCCGAUCCUUGGCCGCUGCGGGCCGCGAAAGUUUUCAGAAGAUGAUGCCCGACUCGAACGGCUGGGCAGUGGAGGGCGGUCUCGGAGAUGUUGACCCCGACCUCCACUGGUGUUUGGAUGGUGAAGAGCGCACUUCUUCCGCUUCCUGUCCACAGACGCGAGUAGAUCAUGCAUGCGAGUUCGUCGGCUCGGAGCAGCUGGCCGGCGAGGAGCAGCUCCACUUAAUCUUAAAAUGCCCAGUAGAAGACGAGCCCGCUAAGUUCCAGGACUUGCACUGUUGGCAGCACAAGAGAACCACCAUACCGUUUGCGAUCUUGAUGCCCAAUGGGACGCUGAAUAUGUUCGACCUCAAGGCUUCCAAGAUACUGGGUGAGGACACUGCCCCGGUGAUGGAGGCCGAUAUCGAGACGAAACAGUUAGGGUCGUCGGUUGCGCAAUCGUCCCGGCCUUGCGGCCUGCAGGCUGUUACGGACAGCGAUCGCGGAUUCCAGUAUGGUGCUCAGGAUCGUUUCCAAGUGGAGGGACUUGGAGCCAGCACAAAUUGAACUCUUCAAGGCCUGUGCGGCUACCGACACGCCCGAAGUAGUAGACGAGGAGGACGUCGCCCAGAUUGCCCUUGCCGCCAGCGGGCCGCCCUCGCGUGUGCAGAGGUUCGCCGCCUACCUGCAGCGCUCCGACUUCCCAUCGGGAAUGCCGGACGCGUGUCGUAGCAACUGCCCAGAGCUUGUGGAUCAGAUGGUGGACCUCGCGAAUGGCCACCCGGGGCUGUCGUGCGACGACAGGUCUGCGCGCGACGACGCCCUCGAGUUGCUGGGCUGCUGGUUCGACCGGGCGGCGCCCUCGUGGAGGGGCCGCGCGAAGCUCCGGGGAGUCUGCACGCAGAGCAAGCUUGGAUCCAUCAUCCUGGCUUACGUCAACUGCACCACGCAGCCUGAUCUUGAAGACGUCAGAAGAUUGCUGCACGCGGGUCUCGGAGGUUCUGUUUCGAAGGCUGCCAUCCGCGCGACGAGCCCGUCAACGAUCAGCCUCAGCCAGCGACAUGAGUUGGUCGAUGUGAACUUGAAUGGUGGCGACGACGACGGCGAGGACGUAACAACCUCCUCUGGCGGUAUCAGGAGACUGGCACCCCAGAAUCCGUUCAAAUGCUCGCAGGUCAUCAACCCGCCUCCCAUACCUGGACCUGCGUGCCCGAAUGGCGGCUUGGAGAAGUACAGCCAAUGCUGGCACUUUAGUAAGAGGGGGACGAAUUGCGGCGAAACUUGCCUCCUACAAAACUCGUAUUACAUUGAUUUGUCGUCAACAGUUCGCUUGGUCAGGAGCCCAUCAUUCCGCAGUUGAAACCCUUAGGUGACGACGUAGAUAAGCGGGGACCGUGGGCACCACUUGAGGCUCUGUGCUCGGCCGGCGACGAGCAUUUUUACCACGCCGCUAGCAUAGUGCCGCCCAGUGACGCGACAAGGGAUAAAUUCGACGAGGAGCCCUCCAUCUUCACAGACGGCCGUUGUCAGCUGUCAUGUCCUUGCCAGACACCUGAGCAGCAGCAAGAUGAGUUGGCGGUGCUCCAGAAGUUUUCCGGCGCGGGUGGCCAUUUCCCUUUGUCCAAUUUGGCGUGUGUUAGCAUAGAAGUCAAGGUUUCACAGCGGGCGAAGCUCGCACUGGAAAUUGCUCUGGGUCCUAUCUUCUCUUUCGCGGCAUCAGGAACUGGCGAUGUAUUGAAGACGUUUCCAAUCAUUCCCGCUCGUCCAUUUUACGGUGCAGUCACAGUCUCGGGCCAGAUUCUGGUUGACGUAUUAAAGUUUGACCCUCUCGACCCAGACAGAAGCGUGCGCUUGCUUGGUUGGUUCGGCCUCGCUAGAGUUUGAUUCCGGCAUCGAUCUUAAGAUCAUUCAGAUUAGUUUGCCGAAGGCGGGAUUGGAGGUCGGUGUCAAAUACGACCCGAACAUUCCAGGCUGCGCUGCAAUCGUGUACGGGAUGAUCUUUGUUCAGUUUCUGAUUCUCAAGUUGUCAAUGGAGCUUCAGUGCCACGCACAGUUUCAGGCAUUGAGUUUGCACCUGCACUUGUCGGUUAACAUCAAUAUCCUGUGGUGGUCUAUCACAGAGGAUAUCGGGUCUUUUAGGCUGAUAGGAUGCUCCAAGAGCCCUUGCAGCUCCCCGUACCCAGGCAUGUAUGUAGAUACCUUCCGCGGCCGGUUUUUAACUAUUGCGAAGGCCUCACGGCCAUCCCGCCCAUUCCUCCAUCAUUGUACUCCUCCCCAUCGAUCCGAGGAGGAGAGCGGGCAGGGGACAGCCCUCUGGGCCCGCACUCGGCUCUUCCCCUCCCGCCCGAGCCCGUCCAGAAGUGCGACCGGCAGAGGGGCGGCGGGCCCUCUCUCUCUCCAGGGCCCGCGGCCGUCGCUGCCCGCCGCGCAGGCUUUGAAUGCUGCGACCGUGGCGCCGGGAGGGCGCCAAUGAGCGUUCAAUUGUUGAAGGGGGGCGUUGUCAUUUUCCUUUCCUUUCUCUCUCGCUCUCUCUGUCUCGUCGGCGUGGCCGCAGCGACGGCCCUCUGGAGCGAUCGGAGGGGCCUCGGAAAAAGUGACUGCAGACGAUGCCCCAAGACCAG
Messenger RNA from Prorocentrum cordatum, 3155 nucleotides. NCBI's taxonomy places the organism in Eukaryota, Dinophyceae, Prorocentrales, Prorocentraceae. The record is from the annotation of a GenBank genome assembly.